Molecule: messenger RNA, 911 nt
Organism: Malurus melanocephalus (red-backed fairy wren)
Lineage: Eukaryota; Metazoa; Chordata; Aves; Passeriformes; Maluridae
Exons: 7
Coding region: 170-892 (240 amino acids)
Source: RefSeq, a predicted model, not a curated record
UCCCGUUCCCGUUUCCCGUUCCCCGUUCCCAGUUCCCGUUCCCCGUUCCCCGUUCCCGGUUCCCCGUUCCCCGUUCCCGUUCCCCGUUCCCGGUUCCCCGUUCCCCGUUCCCGGUUCCCCGUUCCCGUCCAGCCGCCGUCUCGGUCCCGGCCCGGGGGAGAACGAGCCCAUGGCCAGGAAAGAGCCGCUGCUGAGCGCCCUUAAAGGAGCGGUGCUGCGGCUGCGGGACGGCGGCGGGCCCUGCACGGACACCUCGCCGCACCUCGUGUCGCUGUGCCAGCUGCUGGAGAGCAUCCUGCGCAAGGGGCUCCGACAACCGGCCUGGGGCUUCCGCAGACGGGAUUACUGGCACUGGCUGGAGCAGCUCCCCACGGGCACCGGCGGCAGGCCGAGCCCUCUCUCCGCCAGCAUCCGGAGARCCGCGGGCUGUGAGCGGACRCGGACGGCGCAGGGCCGGGGGCGGCACUUUGUGCGCUUGGCCCUGCAAGGGAAGGUGCUGGCGGUGGCCGUGAGGCAGCUGGCACAGAGCCCCCGGCUCCUGGAGUUCUACGAUCCAGAGAGCUCCAUCCUCGGCAGUGAAGAUCUCCGGGAGCCUUUCCUCUCGCUGCUGCUGGUGCUGACAGAGAUGGAUUUCUCCCUGGACCUGCAGAAUUGCAGCUUCUUGGACGAGAGCUGGCUGCUGCCGGUAAGAGCCCAUCACUCCCUGGAGGUGUCCUUCCACCACCUGACCCUCCCUGGAAAGUCAAAUUGGGAGGAUAAAGAAUGGUUUGGUGGAGAGGGAUUGCCAUGCACACGGGUGGGAUGGUUCAGGUUCACCAGGAUGAGCAGAGGCUGGAUCCUGCUGGGUACCUGCACUCUCACCAGGAGCAGAUCCUGGCAUUCCUGGGAGUAAAACCAACCAAGAGAAGCAC